AUGACUAGAAACGGUACGCAAAUAGUACUGGCGAUAGUACUGGUUCUGAGCCUCAGCAGCCUCGUCAGUAGUGCUGUCGUUACUCGUCGUGAAGUGUUCGGUGCGGCGACGCAACCCGAAAGUGGCCGAGGGCGUACCGGGCGGGGCUGUGCAAGCCGGCUCGUAUUGAAUGUAGACGCGGAGCUGGAAACCCUUGGGAGAUCAGCGCCGGCGCCGUCUCCGGUAAGCCCGCCACCGGCUCCGCUCGAAGACGGUCAGGAGUGUGUGAGCGACCAGGGGCUGCGUGUGAGCUGGAAGUGGCUCAACCAGAACGAGGGCGUUGUCAUGUGGACCUUCGAAAACCCGACGAACGAGAGCGGUGCUGUUGCUCUCAACCGCGGCAUUCUCCAGCAGCCGGGGUCAACGUAUUGUCUCGGUGAUGCGUUCUGGCCCGCGUACCUGGAGGACAACCUCGCUUUCAUCGCCGCGGGACCGUACCCUGCGUUGACAGGCUCGAGUGCGAGUUUACCAAUUGCUGCCAUAGGCCAGGAUAGUCGAGUCAUAUGCUUUGUAUUCACACUGAAUCCCGGUGAGAGCUAUGACUUGCCGGAGGCAGGUUUCGUUGGCAUCUCGCCACAGUGCACCGCACUUCUCGACCUGCGAUUUGUUUCCAAUAUCAACAUGACGAUCGCCUAUGACACUCAAAACCAGUGUCGAGAGUUCAACGGAAACUCGAAAUGUCCCCCAAAUCCGGUACAAACCGAAAUUCCGCUGUAUCAGCCGCACAGCGGUAAGGCAGCGGGUGCGUUCCAGCCCUCGUAUUCGAGUGGAUCCGGAUUUGUCUGUUUCCCGGGUGAUGCGCUGGUCGAGCGCCCCGACGGCAGCGCUGUGCGUAUGCGCGAACUUCGCGUCGGAGACCAAGUCAUGACCCUGAGCGCGGGUGAGCACCCAUCGGGGACGCCCAGGCGAGUAGCCACUCGCGUCUACGGCUUCGUAGAUCGUAUCCCACACGGUAGCGCAAUUCCGUAUUUGCGCAUCACGACGACGAGGCAGCUGCUCGAGAUCACGGAAAAUCAUUUAAUAUGGGCUACAGAUGCACCUCUGGGGGCUGGGGGGUAUCGACUGGCCCGGCGCCUGCACCCGGGCGUGUACGUGCGCAGCGCGAACGGACACCUCGAGCGCAUCGAGUCGAUGACGCGCGUGCGGCACGCAGAUGCCUAUGCGCCGCUGACGGAGGCGGGAACGCUGCUGGUGAACGGCGUGCUGGUGUCGUGUUAUGGGAACUUGGAGUCGCAUGAAAUCGCUCAUGCUGCGUUCGUACCGCUGCGUGUCCUCGAAUGGAUAUGGAACUUGUAUAUAAGCAGGUUUGCGGGCACGCUGGGCAUUGGGCGCGAACGCUUCCUCGUGACGCCGCCGAGGCAGGGCCUUCAUCCAUAUGCUCGGGCGCUGGUAGGGAUGUACGCUGCCAUCAGGCACCUUUCCGGAGGUGUUCUGGCCCCGUUGCAAUCCAACUGA
This is a messenger RNA of Cyanidioschyzon merolae strain 10D, 1494 nucleotides long. Its product is annotated as similar to hedgehog protein. Bases 1 to 1494 code for a protein of 497 amino acids. Gene Ontology annotation, biological process: regulation of gene expression; multicellular organism development; smoothened signaling pathway. The record is from RefSeq and is a predicted model, not a curated record. Lineage: Eukaryota; Rhodophyta; Bangiophyceae; Cyanidiales; Cyanidiaceae. Gene Ontology annotation, molecular function: patched binding; calcium ion binding. The transcript has a single exon.